Messenger RNA from Perkinsus marinus ATCC 50983, 402 nucleotides. RefSeq lists its product as hypothetical. The record is from RefSeq and is a predicted model, not a curated record. The transcript has a single exon. NCBI's taxonomy places the organism in Eukaryota, Perkinsozoa, Perkinsida, Perkinsidae. The annotation marks the transcript as partial.
AUGCGCAAUUUACUCGCUUCACGAUCGCGUGCUCGGUUGUUGGAGCGUGGAGCUAGAGAGGAGGAUACCUCCAGUGCUAAUAAAGUGGCCUUUAAGAGUAUUGAUGUCAACAGGCAUUUAGUGAAGGUUCUGUCAGUGCCCGACUUGACGGUUUCUGUAUCGUGGCCGAGUCACCUGUCGGGUCUCAGCAAGACGGAGCGUGGCCUCAUCGACUGGUUGCAGCUACAUCAUGGGUUAUGUUGUGGUAAAAGUGUCCUCUUCUCGGGGCCGUUCAGAUUGGCUCCCUUUGUGCUGUUUGAAUUGGCGGUAGGACGUCUACGGAAGGUCCAUGUCCUUACUACUACCGUCGAGGAUGCUAUUGCUCUGGAGAGUAUCUGUGGCCAUUUUCGUGGCGCGGUGAAG